GACCGAGCUUUCAAGAUGCAGAGCGCUCAUUCUGUCUCCAACUUAAGCGGGCCACGCUACGUGUGCAUGAUCCCCGAGGGAGGGUUUGCAGUGAGUGAAGAAUGUGGCGAAGUCAAGCUCUUCGACAGUGGCCACAAGUUGGUUUCCUCCAUCAGCAGCAAAUACGGACACCAGUUUGGCAACCCUGCUGGGAUCUGUGCCGAUAAGGAAGGCAAUAUUAUAGUUGCCGACGAACAGCGUCAGAAAGUACAUCUGUUUCCGAAGAACGGUUCUCCAAUCUGUCUGGUGUCUAAAGGUCUUCUGAGACCGACAGGCGUUGCCUGUUCCACCGAGGGGUCCCUUUUGGUCACUGAUAGUGGGGACAACGAUGUCAAAGUCUUCAGAUAUCGUGUGAGGCCCAGUUACAAUCCUGACAUUAUACCGGGGGACAAUCCAAAUUAUUCACCUCGAGGGAAGGCAGGAUAGGAUCCUCCACUGUCCUCUACACA
Protobothrops mucrosquamatus (brown spotted pit viper) is the source of this 488-nucleotide messenger RNA. It is a transcript of the gene NHLRC4, whose product is annotated as NHL repeat containing 4. Lineage: Eukaryota; Metazoa; Chordata; Lepidosauria; Squamata; Viperidae. The record is from RefSeq and is a predicted model, not a curated record. Bases 16 to 465 code for a protein of 149 amino acids. Gene Ontology annotation, molecular function: protein binding. The transcript has a single exon.